CGCGUUGGGUUCGGAACAGUCAGGUGGCGCCGGAGCAACCCUCGCUCCUCCCAGAGGCUGCGGCCCCUCGAGCUCCCGCGGGUCUCUGGGCCCGGGGCCAGGGGGACAUGGCUUUGGCCACUGUGGCAGCAGCAAAACUGGUCCUCCGCCGGGCGCCUCCGCUCCUCCUCCAGCGUGGCUACCAGACGGAGAGGGGUGUCUACGGCUACCGGCCGAGGAAACCCGAGAGCCAGGAGCCCCAGGGCGGCUUGGCGCGCCCCCCAGUUGAUCACGGCCUUGCCAGGCUUGUGACGGUAUUCUGUGAGCAUGGUCAUAAAGCUGCCAAAAUCAACCCCCUCUUCACUGGCCAAGCCCUGCAGGAGAAUGUGCCUGAAAUCCAAGCCCUCGUGCAGACCCUGCAGGGACCCUUCAAUACCGCAGGAUUAUUGAACAUGGGGAAGGAGGAGGCCUCUCUGGAGGAAGUCGUAGCCUAUCUCAACCACAUCUACUGUGGGCAGAUUUCCAUUGAAACCUCCCAACUUCAGAGCCAGGAGGAGAAAGACUGGUUUGCCAAGCGGUUUGAGGAACUGAAAAAGGAGGCCUUCACCACAGAGGAGCGAAAACACCUGUCGAAACUAAUGCUAGAAUCUCAGGAGUUUGACCACUUUCUGGCCACCAAGUUUGCCACGGUGAAGCGAUAUGGAGGCGAAGGAGCUGAGAGCAUGAUGGGCUUUUUCUACGAGCUGUUGAAAAUGUCGGCCUUCAGCGGGGUGACCGAUGUCAUUAUUGGGAUGCCCCAUCGCGGGAGGCUGAACUUACUAACAGGCCUUCUGCAGUUCCCUCCGGAGCUGAUGUUCCGUAAAAUGCGAGGUUUAAGUGAAUUUCCAGAAAAUGUCUCAGCCACUGGAGAUGUCCUGUCUCAUCUGACCUCCUCGGUUGACUUGGACUUCGGUGCGCACCUUCCCCUCCAUGUGACAGUGCUGCCCAACCCCUCGCACCUGGAAGCCGUUAACCCCGUGGCUGUCGGGAAGGCGCGUGGAAGGCAGCAGUCCAGGCAGGCUGGGGACUACUCUCCAGACAGUUCGGCUCAACCUGGGGACAAAGUCAUUUGCUUACAGGUUCACGGUGAUGCUUCUUUCUGUGGUCAAGGGAUUGUUCCUGAAACAUUUACGCUCUCUAAUCUCCCACAUUUCAGAAUUGGUGGGAGUGUCCACUUGAUUGUCAAUAACCAGCUGGGGUACACCACUCCCGCAGAAAGAGGACGGUCUUCCUUAUACUGUAGUGAUAUUGGGAAGCUUGUGGGCUGUGCCAUCAUCCAUGUCAAUGGAGAUGACCCAGAGGAAGUGGUCCGGGCCACACGACUGGCGUUUGAGUACCAGCGCCUGUUCCGGAAGGACGUGAUUGUUGAUUUGUUGUGCUACAGGCAGUGGGGCCACAAUGAGCUGGAUGAGCCUUUCUUCACCAACCCCGUCAUGUACAAAAUCAUCAGAGCCCGGAAGAGCAUCCCUGACACAUAUGCAGAGUACCUCACGGCCAGUGGACUCAUGACCCAGGAGGACGUGUCAGACAUCAAAGCCUCCUACUAUGCAAAGUUAAAUGGCCAUUUAACCAACAUGGCCCACUACAGCCCCCCGGCCACGAACCUGCAGGCCCACUGGCAGGGCCUGGUACAGCCGGAAGCUUGCAUUACCACCUGGAACACAGGUGUGCCCCUCGACCUCCUGCAGUUCAUUGCCAGGAAGUCUGUGGAGGUGCCGGAGGAACUCCAGAUGCACAGUCACCUUCUGAAGAUGCACGUCCAAUCCAGAAUGGAGAAGGUGAUAGACGGAACGAAGUUAGACUGGGCCACGGCAGAAGCUCUGGCCUUGGGCUCGUUACUUGCUGAAGGUUUUAACGUCCGUCUGAGUGGCCAAGAUGUAGGCCGUGGAACUUUUAGCCAGAGGCAUGCAAUGGUUGUUUGCCAGGAGACCGAUGACACCUAUAUCCCCCUGAACCACAUGGACCCUAAUCAGAAGGGGUUUCUGGAGGUCAGCAACAGCCCGCUGUCGGAAGAGGCGGUCCUGGGAUUCGAGUAUGGGAUGAGCAUCGAAAGCCCCAAGCUACUGCCCCUCUGGGAGGCUCAGUUUGGCGAUUUCUUCAAUGGCGCCCAGAUCAUCUUUGACACGUUCAUCUCUGGAGGCGAGGCCAAGUGGCUCCUUCAGAGCGGCAUCGUGGUCCUCCUUCCCCAUGGCUACGACGGUGCGGGGCCAGAGCACUCGUCCUGUCGAAUAGAGCGUUUCUUGCAGAUGUGUGACAGUGUGGAAGAGGGGGUCGACGGGGACACCGUGAACAUGUUCGUGGUUCACCCCACCACUCCUGCGCAGUACUUCCACCUGCUCCGGAGACAGAUGGUCCGCAACUUCCGGAAGCCCCUCAUCGUUGCUUCUCCGAAGACCCUGCUCAGGCUCCCUGCAGCUGUGUCAUCUCUUCAAGAAAUGGCACCAGGAACAACAUUCAAGCCAGUGAUUGGUGAUUCAUCUGUGGAUCCCAAAAAGGUUAAGAGUCUAGUGUUCUGCUGUGGCAAACAUUUCUAUGCCCUGUUGAAGCAAAGGGAAUCUCUGGAGGCCAAGAAGCAUGACUUUGCCAUCAUUCGAAUAGAAGAACUCUGCCCCUUCCCCUUGGAUUCGCUGCAGCAGGAGAUGAGCAAAUACAAACAUGUUAGAGAUUUUAUUUGGAGUCAGGAGGAGCCUCAGAACAUGGGUCCCUGGUUUUUUGUUUCUCCAAGGUUUGAAAAGCAACUGGCCUGCAAGCUCCGUCUUGUGAGCCGACCCACUUUGCCGGUGCCCGCCGUGGGAGUUGGCACUGUUCACCAGCAGCAGCACGAGGAGGUCCUCACCAAGACCUUCAGCAGAUGAUGUCCUUUGAAGAAAUACUACUUCCUUUUAAGAAAAUUGCCAUAAAAAGAAAGGCCUGCUCCCUCCACUCUCUCCUCCAUCCACAAGGUACCACGAAAAGACUGUCUUCCUCUGAGAUGUUAGGAUUGAUGAGUACAAAGGAGAGUUUAAUCUGGAACACAUGGAACAGCCAGAGGACUUGUGCAUCAGCAUGUGAAUCCCACAAGUAACUUUAUCGUCCCUAAAAGUACAAUAAUGUUACGCUUUGGUGAGGCCUUAAUGCAGAGUGGAGUCCUGAUCCAGAUUUUUUUCAGACUCUAAUUAACUGUCUCUACCCAGGAAAAGUUCUUGAGUCUGAACUGAUAGCUGCCGAUGGAUUACCUCAACAUUACCUCCCAAUUUUCUUGACGCAUGUCACUUCCAUUAAUUUUCCCUUCUUUAUUCAAAGUCCUGUGACUCCCUGUAUUUUCUUGUUAUGUCAUCUCUGGUGCUGCCUUCCAGCCAUUGUGAAAAACGUUUCAACAAACACUGUAGCAAAACUCUAUUAUUCCUGAUUUGUGUUCUUCAAGAUCAGUGCUUAACCCAUUAUCCUCAAGUGCAGGCCUGCGCUAUUAAAUACAGCCCUCUGGGUGUACGAUCCUUUAGCGCAGUAUUAUUAAGUUAAGGAGUUGUAUCGACAAUGAAAUUGAUUUGUGGUCUAUUUGGCCACAUUAUCUUUUUUUUUUCUUUCAAAAUUGUUCUUGCAGUGAUACCUUAAUAUUUUUAAUGAACUCUGGGUGUUUGACACGGGGAUUUCAGUCCCCUGGUGGAUCAGCUUUGCCGCUAAAAGUCCCUGCUGCCAUAUGAUGUUAUUUCUCUGUGGUACUUACGGAGCACUUUAACUUUGAUAGCAGGAACUUACCGACACCAGGGGCUUUGGGGAUAUCUAGAGAUCACCAACACACUCCCUGACUCUGAAAUUAAGCUUAGUGCUGGAAGUAUAACUAAAUGGCAGCAAAUCACAUAGCUUUACGCAGUUUGCUGCAGAGGCUCUCACAUCUCCCAUGCCAUGACACUGUUUUUCGCAGAAAUGGGGCAAGUACCAGGGCCCCAGGACACCCUUGCCACUUUUACUGGCAACUCUUAAUGUCUUUCAGAAUCAACUUAUAGGUUGUUCUGGCCACAGCAAUAGAUUUGUGAUUCACAUCUGAAAUGUGUGCAUGAGGGUAUUGAUUUACCAUUUCUGUAUGAUUCACAUCCCUUUUAUCCAUAUACAUCUAACGGCAUCCUUCCUUCCUUCCUCAAGCCUUAUAAAUCGUGUAACUUGGUGCUACUCCUGUAAAUCAAUAAAAUUACAAAAGUCUGUUUAAUGGGGGCGGCUACCAAGGUUGUAUAUUGAACUGGAAAAAAAAAUAAAAGCACAGCGUCUUUUUUUCCCCUA
Messenger RNA from Camelus dromedarius (Arabian camel), 4272 nucleotides. RefSeq names its product dehydrogenase E1 and transketolase domain containing 1 (gene DHTKD1). Gene Ontology annotation, biological process: tricarboxylic acid cycle. The transcript is spliced from 17 exons. Lineage: Eukaryota; Metazoa; Chordata; Mammalia; Artiodactyla; Camelidae. Bases 108 to 2873 code for a protein of 921 amino acids. The record is from RefSeq and is a predicted model, not a curated record. Gene Ontology annotation, molecular function: thiamine pyrophosphate binding; oxoglutarate dehydrogenase (succinyl-transferring) activity.